AUGGAUACUCCCAAGUCAGCCAGAAAACGCUCAAUGUCACCAUCCGCUAAGGCUACCCACAAAGACGAGAAAAUUGGAGUCAAAAGGCUGAAGCUUGAAGCGCCUGAUGCAGAGCCCAUGAUCCCGCUCCCUCCGUUUCGUCAAACACCAGGUCCUAUCCUGGUUUCUCAGUCAUACUUGCGGAGACUCGUUUUGGAGCAUUGGGAGGCAGAGGUGAAGGCCUGCGAGAAAGCCAAAAAAUUGCAACAGUUAGAAAUAGCAUCAGGCCCAGGACCAGCUCUCACCCUUAUACAGGCAAGCCUGCGAAGACUUGUCACUGACCGCUGGGAUGCCGAACUGAAGCGUUGUGAAGAGGCAAAGCGGGCGCAACUGUUAGAAUUGCUUCUUGCAGCGCAUGGUAUCUCCAAACUAGUGUAG
Molecule: messenger RNA, 417 nt
Organism: Suillus plorans
Lineage: Eukaryota; Fungi; Basidiomycota; Agaricomycetes; Boletales; Suillaceae
Exons: 3
Coding region: 1-417 (138 amino acids)
Source: RefSeq, a predicted model, not a curated record